Molecule: messenger RNA, 4158 nt
Organism: Uranotaenia lowii
Lineage: Eukaryota; Metazoa; Arthropoda; Insecta; Diptera; Culicidae
Product: glutamate--cysteine ligase-like
Exons: 8
Coding region: 1701-3827 (708 amino acids)
Biological process (GO): glutathione biosynthetic process
Cellular component (GO): glutamate-cysteine ligase complex
Molecular function (GO): glutamate-cysteine ligase activity
Source: RefSeq, a predicted model, not a curated record
GUCUAGCCAUCAGUCAAGGUGGAGGCACACGAACUUAAACUAUUUUCUUAUUCUAUUUCGGAAACCCCUUUCAUAUAUUUAAAGUAUUAUUACCAGUCCAGAUUCAUAGUUGUCUAAAAGUAAUUAAAGUACAUAUACAAAAGUGGCGACGAGGAAAACGGGAGCUCAAACAAAAUCUGUUGGAUUUAAAGAGUGAGCAAGCUUCUUAUUUUCUUCUUUGCUCCGAGCUACCAGUUUCUCGGCACCACUGGAAUCGAAUCGGUUUAAGUUUAAUCUCCAUCUCAUAAAACGCUUACGUUUGAAAAGUGAGAGUCACCCGCAGGAGAGAAAUUGGUGAGUGUUCUCAUCCUCAUCACCGAGCAAUAAAAAAGCUCCGAGAAAAUAACCGGUGAGAGAGCACGAAAACUGACAGCCGGUGUUGGUGAGAAGUGAACCAGAAAAUCAUUUCUGAUUGACUGCGGUGAGAAGCGGUUCGGUGGAAAGUACACUUGUGCAGAUUCGGUACGAUUGUGGAUUGCGACAAUUAAGACGAUAAUUGGUUUGCUUGAUGACAAGUACUGGUGUGGUACAGUUUUAUUCUGCAUCGGAGGAUUGCUGUUUGUUGCUGCUGUGCAUUUAGUUGUGGAUGAAGUGGUCCGGUACGGACUGUUGUUGAAUUGCGGUGCUCCGAAUUUGGUUGUUGCUGGAAAGGUCUGGGACAGACUGCUGCUGCUGUUUGCUGUUGUUGUUGCCUGCUGUUGUUGCUACUAUCGGUUCACGUUGCUGCUGUUGUGGUCUGGUACGGGCUGCAGGGCAGGAGACAGGACACGAAGCAGAUUUAACUUUCAAAUCAUAUCAACCAAUAUUUCGUCGUGCAUACGAAGUUCCUUACAAAAUUAGAGAUAAAUUUAAUUCACAUUUGGAUAUGUUGGAAGAGCAAGGGGUGAUUACUCCCGUAGGCGCCAGCGAGUGGGCGUCACCAGUGAUUGCGGUUAUAAAAAAAGAUGGUAACAUAAGAAUGAUUGCGUUGGGGAGGCACGUAACUACAGCGCAUAGGCAUCAGCUGAAAAUGGCCUACAAACCGAGGAGAAUGAGUCGGCUGUUUCUACCAAGUUCUGACAAUCAGAAUGACAACAAAAAGCGAAGGCGAGAUUCUUGCGACGAGGAACCAGCAUUCCGAGGCUUUCCGGAUGGACGAUUUGUGCAUGACGCGGGGGCCCCGACCACAGAUCGACGGUUUGUUCACGAAAGGAGCCCGAUCGUGACGAGGUCCAGGAAAACAAGACUCAUUGAUUAAACCUGCAAUCGAAAAGUUGUACUCGAAAGUAUUUCGAGUGUUCGAAACUAUAUUCAAAUAUUCAGCAUGUUAUGCUUUCAAGUUUUGUAUUAUCAUGAUUAAAAUUCCUGUAAGAAUUUUCUAAAAAAGGGAGAACUUUAGUAUCCCUAUACUUACCCAAUUGUACAUAAAUAAUUAUAAGCGUGAAUCAUCUCGAGAGAGAACUCGAAGGAGAAUGAAAAGAAUAAACGAUCAUUGAAGAUCAGUCUAAGUCUAGCCAUCAGUCAAGGUGGAGGCACACGAACUUAAACUAUUUUCUUAUUCUAUUUCGGAAACCCCUUUCAUAUAUUUAAAGUAUUAUUACCAGUCCAGAUUCAUAGUUGUCUAAAAGUAAUUAAAGUACAUAUACAAAAGAUUUCAUUCAUAGAAUCUUCCAACUCGAUGGAUGCAAUCACGUAAUCCUCAUUUGGCCGAGUGUGCUUGUGUAAUCAGCCUGGAGAGAAUAUCGGCAUACCCGAAGCUAUCUGUAUUGAUGUACGUGAUGCUGAAAUCAUACAAGAGUAAGAGUAUAUCAGCAAAACGGUGGCAAACAGCAAGAAAUAAAAAAAAGGUAUUAAAAAAUCCGCCACUGCCAUCCAACGACGAGGACGACGAUAUGGGUCUACUGAGCGAGGGAAGUCCACUGAGCUGGGACGAGACGAAGGCCCUGGCUCAACAUGUCCGCGAGCACGGCAUCGAGCAGUUUAUCAACCUAUAUACCCGCCUCAAGGACCGCCAGGGGGACAUGCUGAAGUGGGGCGACGAGGUCGAGUACAUCAUCGUGCGCUUCGACGAUGCAAAUCGGGCGACGCAGGUGUCGCUCCGGGCCCGGGACAUACUGGCCGUGCUCAACGAGAAGGAAGCCGCUGAUCCUAAUGGAGUGAAAUCUCUAUGGCGCCCGGAAUAUGGAGCCUACAUGAUCGAAGGCACUCCGGGAAAACCGUACGGUGGCCUAUUGGCCCAUUUCAAUGUGAUCGAGGCUAACAUGCGAUACCGGAGGAUGGAGGUAACGGAAAUGUUACCGGCUGGGGAACGUGUCAUGUCGAUAACCAAUUUCCCCCGGCUAGGAUGUCCGAAUUUUACUUACCCUUCGGCCAAGCCAACACCCGAAGAUGAGACGUGUGCUGCGCGGUCCCUGUUUUUCCCCGAUGACGCAAUCUUUCCGAGUCAUCCUCGCUUUAAAACACUCACCCGGAACAUUCGCCAAAGAAGGGGUGAGAAGGUUUCCAUCAAUCUACCCAUUUUCCGAGACAAGAACACCGUCAUUCCGGUGGAGGGUAGCCUGCCGGACAAGCCAGACUUUGUUCACAUGGACGCCAUGGGUUUCGGAGCGGGGUGCUGCUGUCUGCAGUUGACCUUCCAGGCGUGUAACAUCAACGAGGCACGUACCCUGUACGAUCAGCUGACUCCGAUGUGUCCGAUCAUGUUGGCCCUGACGGCAGCCAGCCCGGCCUAUCGCGGCUACCUGACCGAUGUGGACUGUCGAUGGAACGUGAUUUCGGCCUCGGUCGAUUGUCGCACCAAGGAGGAGCGGGGCGAAGCUCCCCUGAAAAAUGAUCGCUUCCGGAUCUACAAAUCGCGCUAUGAUUCGAUCGAUUCGUACCUCUCCCCGGCAGGCGAUAAAUACAACGAUGUGCCUUUGGUAAUGGAUGAAGCGCUGUAUAAAAAACUUCGCGAGGGAGACAUCGAUCAUCUGCUGGCGCAACACAUUGCCCAUCUCUUCAUCCGCGACUCCGUGUCCCUGUUCAGCGAGAAAGUUCAUCAGAACGACAAGGAAGAUACGGACCACUUCGAGAACAUUCAAUCGACCAACUGGCAAACGAUGCGCUUCAAGCCUCCGCCGCCGAAUUCGUCGAUCGGAUGGCGUGUCGAGUUCCGACCGUGCGAGGCUCAGCUUACCGAUUUCGAGAAUGCUGCCAUCGUCUGUUUUGUGGUCCUGCUGACCCGAGUAAUUCUCUCGUAUCAGCUAGACUUCCUCAUUCCGAUCAGCAAAGUGAACGAAAACAUGCAAACAUCCCAGAAGCGUGGUGCGGUGCUGUCGGAAAAGUUUUGGUUCAAGAAGAAUAUCAAUGGACAACGAUCGAGCAGCAACAGUGGCCAACAGAGCAGUGGUUUGAAUAAUCAGGACAACAAAUCGCAAUCCGAACCCGGCGAAGAAGAGGAAUACGCCCUGAUGACCAUCGAUCAGAUCAUCAACGGGAAGGGAUGCUUCCCGGGGUUGGUCCCGCUGAUCAACAGCUACCUCGGAUCGAUGGAUGUCGAUGCGGAUACACACUGCACCAUCCAACAGUACCUUAAACUGAUCCAGAAGCGCGCCUCCGGGGAGCUUCUUACAACGGCCUCGUGGAUCAGAAAAGAAAUCACCGAACAUCCCGAGUACAAACAAGAUUCAGUGGUGAGCGAAGGCAUCUGUUACGAUCUACUCAAGAAUGCGCGUGACAUUCAGGACGGCAUCCGACCCUGCCCGGAGCUGCUCGGCAAUAACAUCAACUCCAAAACGACGGAUAACAUUCCGCCGGCCAUCGAUCUAUAAAUAGGUUCAUUCCGAGCGUAGUUCUGGAUACGGUUUGUUAGCUGAAACGGCCUUAUGCUGCGCACACUGCUACGUCCUUCGUUAGCUGAGAUUUGUGACAACAAAUACGGUGAAAAAUAUUUUACAGUGUUUAGAUCUUUAAAAAACAACACGUCGAUUGAUUUCCUACGAUUUUCCAGUGCAUCCAAUCCUACCAACAUCAGGGAAACAAAUCGAACCGAUCUGAUAAUGAUAACUGGUUAAUCACUUGUGUAACACAUAGCGAUAAAUUUUAAAAACUGAUGACUUCUCAUCCCUUUCCAAUGCCGAUCAGGAUAACUCGUUCGAACUU